Messenger RNA from Chelonus insularis, 1204 nucleotides. It is a transcript of the gene elm, whose product is annotated as calcineurin like EF-hand protein 1 elm. The record is from RefSeq and is a predicted model, not a curated record. The coding region runs from base 269 to 838 and encodes 189 amino acids. Gene Ontology annotation, molecular function: calcium ion binding. The transcript has 4 exons. NCBI's taxonomy places the organism in Eukaryota, Metazoa, Arthropoda, Insecta, Hymenoptera, Braconidae. Gene Ontology annotation, biological process: positive regulation of sodium:proton antiporter activity. Gene Ontology annotation, cellular component: plasma membrane.
UGGGCUUCUAGGUAAGACAGUAUUCUUUGUACAAAGCUAGAGAAAACUCCAAAGAGGCCGAAUUUGGAUCUACAAAAGUAGUAAUAUUCCUAACCUGUGAGAUCAAUUCAAUGGUGAAGUGAUUGAUAUCAUUAGGUAUAUCUUGCGUACUUUGCCCUCUGAUUCUUAAAAUUUUACAUACGCAAAUGACUUAAUAACAUCUAAAAGCAUCUUUAAAAAUAGUCUGUAAUUCAUUUUCGUAAUUGUGUUAAUUAACUCCAAGUCAAUAAUGGGCAACAAGUCGAGUCUUCUUUUACGUGAAGAGGAGAUUGCACAAAUUCAGGAAGCAACUGGAUUUACUCCAAACCAAAUAGAACGACUUUACAGUAGAUUUACGAGUCUGGAUCGUGGAGAUUGUGGUACUUUAAGCCGUGAAGAUUUUUUACGGAUUCCAGAACUAGCAAUAAAUCCGUUGGGAGAAAGGAUUGUUAAUGCCUUUUUUGAGGAAAGUGGUAAUGAUCGAGUCAAUUUUCUACAGUUUAUGCAAGUUCUUGCCCUUUUUAGGCCUAUUAAGAAAAAUAGUCCUAAUCGAUUAAAUUCUAGACAAGCUAAAUUAAGAUUUGCAUUUAAAAUGUAUGACUUAGAUAACGAUGAAAUGAUUUCUAAAGAUGAGUUAUUGGCUAUUUUACACAUGAUGGUUGGUGCAAAUAUAAGUGAAGAGCAGCUAACCAGUAUUGUAGAAAGGACUAUUGUUGAAGCUGAUGAAAAUGGAGAUAAUAUGAUUUCCUUUGAAGAAUUUUGUAAAGCACUUGAAAGGACCGACGUUGAACAGAAAAUGUCUAUACGAUUUCUUAGUUAGUUAAUCUGUUGAAUUAUGUCAACUUAUGACUAUUCUACAAAUGUAAAUAGUACUUGAUUGAUAUCCGUGUUGUGGAUGUUACAAAUUAUAAUAUAUCUAAGAUAAAUUAAGGUAAAUUAUUACAGGCUUCUUUACAGCAAAUGUGAAAUAUUUAGUGAGUGAAGUAUUUUCAUAGUCACUAAUUUAUUGUUACUAUAAUCUUUGAUUUAUUUUACAAUGAACAUACUACAAUAUUAUUGUAAAUAUGUUUUACCAAAGGGUAUGCUAUUAUACGUGUUCAUAAAUACUCUAGCGGAUGUGAAGUUUCUGUCAAAAUUCUUGUACUUAUUUUCCAAGUACUAAAUUAAAACAAGAUUUGAUUGAAAA